This is a messenger RNA of Drosophila serrata, 2238 nucleotides long. Its product is annotated as protein VAC14 homolog. Gene Ontology annotation, cellular component: PAS complex; endosome membrane. The record is from RefSeq and is a predicted model, not a curated record. Gene Ontology annotation, biological process: phosphatidylinositol biosynthetic process. NCBI's taxonomy places the organism in Eukaryota, Metazoa, Arthropoda, Insecta, Diptera, Drosophilidae.
UGAGAUGCAGAAAAAAGCAAAACGAAAACCCGCCUACAAAUAUUGUUAUUUUGAUUAGAUUAAACGGAUAGAAGAAUAUGGAACCGCCGUACGCACCUCUGAGCGAGUCCUGCGCCAAGGCGCUGGGCGACAAGGUCUACGAGAAGCGCAAGUUGGCCUCGCAGGAGAUUGAAAAAAUGGUCACUGAAUUCAACAACAAAAACAACUCAGCCCAGAUCCGAAAGCUAAUCGAGGUGUUGGCCACGGACUAUGCCACUUCGCGGGAUGCCAACCGGCGGAAGGGGGCGCUUAUCGGACUCGCGGCCACGGGCUUAGGGCUGGGAAAGGACUCGGACAAGUAUGUGAAUGGCCUGGUGACGCCCAUCCUGACCUGCCUCUCCGACCCAGAAAAGGGUGUGCGGUACUUUGCCUGCGAGUCACUGUACAAUGUGGUUAAGGUGGCGCGUUCAGCCAUCAUUCCAUUCUUUCCGGAACUGUUCGCGGCGAUAUCCCGCCUAGUCACCGACUCUGAUCAGAUGGUUAAGGAUGGCAGCGAGCUACUGGAUCGCUUGCUAAAGGAUAUUGUCACAGAAUCGUCACAGACCUUUAACUUGGAGGCCUUUGUUCCCCUGCUGCGGGAACACAUCUACGUAAAGGAUGCGUUCGCCCGACAAUAUGUGAUCUCUUGGAUAUCCAUCCUGAAUGCCGUGCCCGACAUUAACAUGGUCAACUAUCUGACCGAAAUUUUGGAUGGGCUGUUUGUCAUGCUGGAGGACAAUACGCUAGAGAUUCAACGCAUGUGCGAGACGACGAUAAGUCAGUUCCUGAAGUCCAUUCGGAACGACUCUUCGUCCGUCCGGAUGGAGGAUACAAUAAACACUUUGAUUACCCACGCCCAGUCGCCCAAUGAACUGAUCAAGUCGAUUGCGAUCACCUGGAUCCGGGAAUUUGUUCAAAUAUUUGGCACAAAUGUGUUGCCUUAUGCCAGCGGAAUAUUUACGGCGAUACUGCCUUGCCUCGAGUAUAACGUGGAGUCGAAGCGCAGCAUCAAAGAGUGCGCUGUAUCCGUCAACAAUUCGAUGAUGCUGCUCGUAUCCAGUAAGGAACUGAAAACGCAGACUGUGGCAAAGAUAGACCUGCGUUCAAUUAUGGACGUUCUAUCGCAAUAUCUCACGCACAACUCCAUGCAUACAAAGAUCGCUGUGCUUAAGUGGAUCCAUCAUCUGUUCACCAACUUCCCGAACGAGAUGUCUGUGCAUGCCACCAAUUUAAAUAAUAAUUUAAUGUCAACGCUGGCCGAUAACUCCGACGAGGUUGUACUGCAAAGUCUGUCCGUUCUAGCGGAAAUUGUAAACUCACAGGACACUAGAGAAUUGAACGACUUCAAGAAGACGCACUAUCGCAAGUUUCUGUUAAGUUUGCUGAACUUGUUUAGUGAAGAGAAACUCAUAUUGGAGAACCGAGCCAGUCUUAUCAUAAGAAAACUCUGCGUGCUGCUGAAUGCCGAAUAUAUUUACCGCACAUUUGCCGAGAUCAUAGCCGAGGAGGUACCCAACUUAAAGUUCGCAUCCACAGUGGUGCGUCUGCUAAACAUAAUUCUUCUCACCUCCACGGAGCUCUUCGAAUUACGAACCAGCCUGCGCAAUAUUUCCAAUGAAAAGUCUGCAGAUCUCUUUCAAUGCCUGUACAAGAGUUGGGCCCAUUGUCCUGUGUCGACGCUGUCACUGUGUCUGCUGGCCCAGAGCUACCAGCAUGUCUCCCAUUUGGUCACGUUAUUCGCUGAUGUCGAAAUAACCAUGGAAUUGCUUACCGAGUUAGACAAACUGGUCCAGCUGAUAGAGUCUCCGAUCUUUGCUCCUCUGCGUCUCACUCUGGUCUCCAAAGCGAACAACUGCGCGGACGCUCAGUACUUGGCCCACGCCCUGUUUGGCAUCCUCAUGUUGCUGCCGCAGACCGAAGCUUUCGAUACCCUUCGGAAUCGACUGCAGUGUGUGCCCAACUACUGGGGCCACAACCCCAUAGAUGAGCGAAAUUCACUGGAGUACAAAAGUGGCAUCGACUUCGAUGCUCUGGAACAGCACUUUAUAAAGUUACAAAAGGCGCAUCGCGAACAGCGAAUUGUACAACGGAAGCGCAGUGUAAUUACUCCGGAAAGUAAUUAGGAGACUAAAGCAUACCUUAUUUAUAUAUAGCCUGUGAUUAAGCGUAAAGUAAUUUAAUAUCGCAUUUGUGUGUUUUAAUAAACGUGAAUCUUAUACA